CCGGAGCCGAAGGCGAGCUCUGAGGCCUUCCUGGGCCUUCGGUGCGGGGUAGAAAGAGCGAAGAUGCGGCUGGGCUCGGGGUCCAGAUUGGGGGUGCCCGUGCCGCCGCUCCUGGCGCUGCUGCUGCCGCUUCUCCUCCGGGAGGCGGCAGGGGAGCCCUGCGCCACCGCCUCUCCCUGCUCUUGCCGGCGCGGGCUGUUGGAUUGUAGCCGUCUCCGCUUGUCGGGCCGGAGCCUGGAACCGGGCCUGCUCUCGUCCCUGCCUCACGGCACGACCGCCUUAGACUUAAGUCAUAAUCAUUUGUUAUCCUCUAACUGGAGCAUUGGUUCAUCUGUUCAAGCUCUACAAGAAGUGAAGAUGAAUUACAACGAGCUAACUGACAUUCCCUUCUUUGGUGAAUUGACUUCUAACAUCACACUUCUCUCGCUAGUACAUAAUAGAGUCCCAGAGAUAAUCCCUGAACAGCUUCAGCUUUAUGUUUCCUUGGAGAACCUUGACCUCAGCUCUAACUUAAUUUCUGAAAUCAAAGCCUCUUCAUUCCCACGAAUGCAACUGAAGUACCUGAAUCUGAGCAACAAUAGAAUAGCAACACUGGAAGCAGGCUGCUUUGAUAAUAUAUCCAGCUCACUAAUUGUUUUGAAACUAAACAGAAACCGAAUCAACAUGAUUCCAUCAAAGACCUUCAGACUGCAUCAUGUGCAAUUCUUAGAACUCAAAAGAAACCGAAUUAAAGUAAUCGAAAGCCUUACCUUCCAAGGCUUGGACUCCUUAAAGUCACUAAAAAUGCAGCGCAAUGGGAUUAGCAGGCUGAUGGAUGGUGCUUUGUUUGGAUUGGAUAAUAUGGAAGAACUAGACCUGGAGCACAAUAACCUAACUGAAGUAAACAAGGGCUGGCUGUAUGGUUUGAGGACAUUACAGCAGCUCUAUGUCAGCCAGAAUGCCAUUAACAAGAUCAGUCCAGAUGCAUGGGAGUUCUGCCAAAAGCUUUCAGAACUAGAUCUCUCAUACAACCAAUUGACCCGCCUGGAUGAAUCUGCUUUUGUUGGACUAAAUUUAUUGGCGAGGCUAAACUUGAGUGACAACAGAGUCAGUCACAUAGCGGAUGGUGUCUUUAAGGGACUUUCAAAUCUGCAAACUUUAGAUCUGCGAAAUAAUGAGAUCUCCUGGGCCAUAGAAGACUCAAAUGAAGCAUUCAUAGGGCUUGACAGACUCAACAAAUUGAUUCUGCAAGGAAACCAGAUUAAGACAAUCACAAAAAAAGCAUUUUCUGGUCUUCAAGCUCUUGAAUAUCUAGAUUUGAACAGCAAUGCAAUUAUGUCUAUUCAAGAACAUGCCUUUGACCAGCCUCUUCUAAAAGAGCUGGUGUUGAACACCAGCAGCUUACUAUGUGACUGCCAGCUGAAGUGGCUGGUCCCGUGGCUGACCCAGCACCAUUUACAGGAUGCUGUCAGUGUUGCUUGUGCUCAUCCCGAAUGGUUAGCUGGACGGAACAUCCUCAGCGUGGACCCUGAGGACUUCGUCUGUGCUGACUUUCCCAAGCCACAGAUCAGAGUACAUCCUGAGACUACCAUUGCACUUCGAGGUACCAACGUUACCCUGACUUGCAAGGCAGUGAGCAGCAGUGAUUCACCUAUAUCCACUACCUGGAGGAAAGACAGUGAGAUACUGUAUGAUGCAGACAUACAAAAUUUUGCCAGGUACCAGCAACAAGAUGGUGAAGUUUUGGAGUACACUACUGUCCUGCAUGUUUUCAAUGUGAACUUCACUGAUGAAGGACUGUACCAGUGUAUCAUCACCAACCAUUUUGGAUCCAAUUAUUCCAACAAGGCCAAGCUGACUGUCAAUGAGCUGCCUUCUUUUGUGAAAACCCCUAUGGAUCUAACUAUCCGGACUCGAGCCAUGGCUAAACUGGAGUGUGCUGCCGAAGGCCACCCUCCACCUCAGAUUUCCUGGCAGAAAGAUGGAGGCACAGAUUUUCCUGCUGCUCGUGAAAGACGCAUGCAUGUGAUGCCAGAAGAUGACGUCUUCUUCAUUGCAAAUGUGAAGAUUGAAGAUAUGGGAAUCUACAGCUGCAUGGCCCAAAAUGUGGCAGGAGGUCUAUCAGCAAAUGCCACUUUGACUGUGUUAGAAACGCCUUCAUUUGUCAGGCCCUUGGAGGACAGGACUGUGGCCCGAGGAGAAACAGCUGUGUUGCAGUGCAUUGCUGGUGGCAGCCCUGCCCCUCGCCUAAACUGGACCAAAGAUGAUGGGCCUCUGACCGUAACAGAGCGGCAUUUCUUUGCUGCUGCCAAUCAGCUGCUCAUCAUUGUAGAUGCUGGCUUAGAGGAUGCUGGGAAAUACACCUGUGUCAUAUCUAAUACACUUGGUACAGAGCGCGGUCACAUCUAUCUACAUGUCAUAUCCCCACCAAACUGUGACUCAGCCCAGAAUGGCAUUGGGAUCGAAGAUGAUGGCUGGACAACAGUUGGCAUUGUGAUUAUCGUUGUGGUUUGCUGUGUUGUGGGCACCUCUCUGGUAUGGGUUAUUGUUAUCUACCAUAUGAGGAGGAAGAGUGAAGACUACAGCAUUACUAACACAGAGGAGGUAAAUUUGCCUGCUGAUAUUCCUAGUUACUUAUCCUCCCAAGGGACUCUGUCAGAGCCACAGGAAGGCUACAGUAAUUCUGAGGCAGGAAGCAAUCAACAGCUGAUGCCACCUGCCAGUGGUUAUGCGCACAAAGGCACAGAUGGUGGCCCCGGGCCAUUGGUGAUCUGUUCAGAUUGCUACGACAAUGCCAACAUCUACUCCAGAACCAGAGAGUAUUGUCCUUAUGCAUACAUCACUGAUGAAGACCCACUUGACCAAACGCUAUCCAGCCUAAUGGUGCAGAUGUCCAAAGAGCCCUACUCAGUGUGCACACCGCAUGAAGCCCCUGCUGUGGACAGUAUCUCAGCUGACAGAGACAUGUCAGUCUUUCUUACCAAUCAUGACAGAAUGCUUGAGAGGAAACCCUGCUCCCAACCCUGUAGCAGUGAUCCUUUUCAGCUGCCUUUAUGGGGCAUCAAUAAAGAUCUGGGGAUGUCACAUCAUUUCUCACCUCAGGCCAAGACCCACGAGGUGCCUCAAGUUCUUCAAAGCGAGGGCGUCACAGAGAAUGACCAUGAGCACGUUAUUUCCCCCAGACCUCACCACAGGUUACAUGAACAUAAUUUCAAUUUUAACAGGACUCGGAAUAUACAGGAAUAUCAUGAAACUACAUAAAUGGCAUCCAAGCAAGAAGCCUUAACAGCAGUUUGAAGCGGUUGACAAUGCCUUCACUACCUCAGGAUUUGCCUCAUGGCCAAAGAUGCUCCAUGCUUGCAACAGAGCCUGUGCGGUCCAGUGACUAGUGUCCAAGCAAAGAGUGGGCAGGUAAUAACAGAAAUCCUGUCUUCUAUCAGGCUCAGCUGUCAUGGCAAACUGAAUGGUAGACAGGAAAGAACAAAUACUGUUCUUAGCAGAGUAAUUGCUAAUAAAAGUUACCGUUGUUGCAUGGGAAACAGCCCCAUGAAAACUUCACAUUUCCUUUCCUGCCAAAGAAACCAACUUUAAAGAGCCCCAUUGCCAAGACCCUUAGUAAUCAUAAGCAUGAACCUUUUGGUCUUUCAGACCACUAACAGGAACUUGCAUCAGUGUGUCCAGUCAAAAAUUUAUUUAUCCUUGUCUGGCUAAAAGACUUCACUGUAAAUACAUUUAAAUAAUAUAAUUUUGUAUACACUAUACAUACAAAUGUCAGGCUGAAAUGUAAAUUUUCUGUUAUGCCAAAAAUUACACCCUGGCCAAUCUUUCUGGCAUCUGCCAACCAUUCUGCAAGAGACUGGAUAGGGUUCCACUUCUCAUGAUUGAAAGCUGAAUGGCCACUUUGUACUAUCAUGUUUUGCAUACAGUGAUCAUUAUUAUCAUAGUCUCCUCUUCAGUAUUCUGUGUGGAUCUCUGCACAUUGUAGUCAUCAGUAUGGACAGAAACUGUUAAUGGGAACUGGAGUUCACAUAUCAUCAGCCAUUAUGGUCUAAACAGGGUUAGGUAUAUGGCAGCUUGGGGGAACACACAUGGGUUGGGAGGUUACCUGUAUGGCCCGUUGGUAUUCUGAGGCCAAGGGGUCAUUUUCUGAACAUCAUGGUUGCAGUGUGACAUCACUGUCUUUGAGGCUCAAGCCUAGAAGGUAUGCAAAGAUCCUGCAGUUUGUAUUUUGGCAACUGCUAGUACACAUGUGCAUGUUAAUCUCUUGAUGACUACGGAUUGGAGACGUGUGUAUGUAUGUGAAUGAGCCGUUGCAGGUCAACAGUUGCAGUUGCCUCAAACUCAGUGCUUUUCAGUGGAUUCUGCACAUGCAGCUCUGAGAAUUCAAGGUAAGUAUUAGUAUGUCUGAAGUGGCCCCAAGAACCGAUUAACUGAACACCUGGAAUUAACCAUAGAAGAUCUCCUGGUCAUCCCAGCAUGCACAGCAGCCGCAAAAUGGAAUUUGUCACACUUCAUAACAUGCUGUUGUGUCCCAAAGCAAAACAUCAGCCAUGGCACAAAAUCCUAACCAAGUUAUGGGAUAAGUGCAGCAGAUAAAGGAAGAUUAAUCUCAGGGUAAAGAAGAGAGGCUGCACUAUUAGUUUGUUGCUGAUUUGAUGCUUCAGGGUUCUGGACAGCAGUAUGCAGACAUCCCAGAAACUAACUAUGGCAUCACAGACAAUUAUGUUAGCCUUUUGCUUUCUUCCAGCAAAAUGUGUAAAAACUGACUUAUAUAUGUGUAUAUAUGCAAAUUAACCACGGCCUAAGUUCUGUGUAGCUCAAAGGCUUACUAAUCUUUUCCACACAGUCCAGUAAGAGACAUUAUCUGAACUGUAUCAUUUUACACUAUGAAGAUGCGGACACAGAAGGACUUACCAGGGAAAUUGUGAUCUCAUUCAGUUGGAAGAAUUUGCAUACAGUUGACUCAGUCCGGCUUGCCUAGUGUAAUGGCAAGUUUCUUGUUAGAGCGGAGUGUUCUCUUAUGGCUGUAUGUGUCUCGUUACAUGAAGCAGAAAGUUCUGUCUGGAAACAAUGUCAAUUUUUUUACCUAUGAAUGCUCAAUUUCUCAUCGGGCUUGUCCCAGUUACUCUGAGCAGCCAAUCAGGUACCAAAGCUAUAUAAAUGAAAACUCUUUUUGUGGUUCUUUAUUGUGUGCAGGGGGAGAGGGGGAGCAGUGGAAGAUGCCACCUUGCAUGCUGCUUAGUCCUGUUUUAUACUGGAGUCAAAAGUCUUACAGUUCUCCUUCCCUUUUAAAGCAGAGGCCUUCAGAAGUAUCUGAAACAUCCAAAGCAAAAUCAGCUUGUCCACAAGAAACCUAAGUUCUUCUUUCCAGGGGGGUUAGGUUUCUUCCUUCAUCUUUGUCACGUGUUCGCUUCAAAGCACUGAAUGUAUUCUUGCUGCUGACUGUCUUCCUUCCAGCUGCUUGCUGCUAUUGUAUGUGAUAGCCUGUAUCUGAUCUAGAGCAGAAAUAGAGAAAAUGCUGAAUAUGCACUAUUGGAGAGGAGAGGGAAGAACCAACCUAUUAUCCAGAUAGCCCGAGACCAACCUCAAUUGCUCGACUUAGGUGAUCAAGCUGUGCAGGAGAAAUGAUUGUGCCAUUUAAGCUAUCUAUUGUGAAAUAUUAAGUGCUUUAAGGAUCGAAGUCAGGCAAUAACUAAAACUGACCUGCCUGGCAUCUUUGGGGGAAAGGCAGUGUGGCAUUAAUCAGUUUCUUGUAAUCUAAGUGAAAAGAUUAUCAUGAUGUCAUUCUUGGUGAGUAAUCAUACGGCAAGGGAUGACUGCCCUGCAGUGCUAAUCUCAUGUUGCUGAUUCUGCAUGUUCAGCAGUGAAUGCCUCUAGGACAGUUAAAGUAUUCUACUACUACUACUACUACUACUACUACCUAAUGUAAAGCUGUUCUUGUGAAUGAGGACUUGGUGGAGAAAAAAGCCUCAAGUAGAGCUACCUAUGGAAAAUCCAUUAUGCACAGGACAGAAUUGGACAGUGUUAAAGGCAGAGUUUUAUCCUACAUCUUUGUGUAUUUCUAGAGUGAACUGUGUCAGGAUGCAAAGUGUGCAUUGUAUGAGUUGUGGUGGAAUGCUUACUCUAGAAACUGGAAUGCUAGAAAGAAGGAUAGAAAAAUUUGUCAGCCCAAAUCCCUGUCACUGUGUUUUAGUGCCCUACUAUAGCUGAGAGGUCAUCCUGUGAAAUAAUUCAAAGGUUUAAAGGAAGGAAUGGAUUUGUUAGUAGGGCUGAAUCUUUAGACCAUUUAUGAGAUUGGGGUACCUUCAUGUUCAUGAGGAGGUAAAGAUUUCAGGACUAUGAAAUGUAGCAUUCAGAUUUGCGUUGGAAAGCCACAUUGAUUUCAUAGGUGAGCACUUCCAUGCUAAAGGGUCUGAAUGGGAUUUUGUUUAGAAUUGGAACAAGAACACUUAUUUUGAAACAAACUUCAUCUCUCUUUCCUCCAAGGGAUCUGUGUCUUAGCUUGUAGGGAGGGAAGUUAUUUCACAGAUGUUCCUCUUUUUGACAAUGCCAAAGUAAUUGUUACUGGACAUUUCUAGGGCAGUGCAAACCAGUGGUUCCUUGCUUGCAGCUGUCCUUUCCAUGUAUGUUUUUAUAUUUUCUCACUUAUCAGAAUGUAUAUUUUGUAUAGCAUGUGUAAUAUGUUUGUCUACUGUAAUAUGCUUCAGUCAAUAAAACUACACACAGUCAA
This is a messenger RNA of Eublepharis macularius, 6709 nucleotides long. It is a transcript of the gene LRIG2, whose product is annotated as leucine rich repeats and immunoglobulin like domains 2. Gene Ontology annotation, molecular function: protein binding. NCBI's taxonomy places the organism in Eukaryota, Metazoa, Chordata, Lepidosauria, Squamata, Eublepharidae. The transcript has 18 exons. The record is from RefSeq and is a predicted model, not a curated record. Bases 64 to 3240 code for a protein of 1058 amino acids.